AUGAACACCACGCGCAUUGUCCUGGAGUAUAUGCAGAGCCAGGACAUGCCAAAGCAAAACCAGGACCAGCCGAGGAGGCGAUUGCAGCACGGCAACGACAGUGAUGAGGACAUUGACAUGGACAUAGACUUCUCACAAGGCACAGGCCCCAGCAAUGUGGAAAUCAUGGUGUUACUGGGGCAGGGGCCGGUGACCUUCGAGGAAGUGGCUGUGUAUUUCACCAGGGAAGAGUGGGCUCUUCUGGAUCCCACUCAGAGAGCCCUCUACAGAGACGUCAUGCAGGAGAACUAUGAGACGGUGGUCUUGCUGGGUGUUGGGAUGGUGAGCGAGAACGAAGAGAAACCCCAGCAGGAAGAUGCUGAGCAACGAGUCCACACCAGUGAGAGACCCUACAUAUGCUUUGAGUGUGGGAAAAGCUUCAAUCAGAGCUCUACCCUGAUCACACAUCAGAGAAGCCAUACAAGAGAGACACCAUACAUGUGCUCUGAGUGCGGGAAAUGCUUCAGUUAUAGCUCAGCCCUUACUGCACAUCAGAGAAUCCACACGGGAGAGAGGCCCUACACCUGCUCUGAGUGUGGAAAAAGUUUCAAUCGGAGCUCACACCUUAUCACACAUCAGAGAAUCCACACAGGAGAGACACCCUACACCUGCUCUGAGUCUGGGAAAAGCUUCAGUUAUAGCUCAGCCCUUACCACACAUCAGAGAAUCCACACUGGUGAGAGACCCUACACAUGCUCUGAGUGCGGGAAAAGCUUCAAUCACAGCUCUACCCUAAUCACACAUCAGAGAACCCACACAGGAGAGAUGCCCUACAUGUGCUCUCAGUGUGGGAAAAGCUUUAAUCAGAGUUCUGUACUGAUCACACAUAGGAGAAUCCACACAGGUGAGAAACCUUAUGGAUGCUCUGAGUGUGGGAAAUGCUUCAAGCGGAGCUCAUACCUUAUCACACAUAGGAUAAUCCACACAGGUGAGAAACCUUACAGAUGCUUUGAGUGUGGGAAAUGCUUCAAUAAGCGCUCAAACCAUAUCACACAUCAGUGA
Messenger RNA from Emys orbicularis (European pond turtle), 1041 nucleotides. RefSeq names its product zinc finger protein 436-like. The record is from RefSeq and is a predicted model, not a curated record. The coding region runs from base 1 to 1041 and encodes 346 amino acids. Lineage: Eukaryota; Metazoa; Chordata; Testudines; Emydidae. The transcript has 5 exons. Gene Ontology annotation, biological process: regulation of DNA-templated transcription.